Molecule: messenger RNA, 954 nt
Organism: Chinchilla lanigera (long-tailed chinchilla)
Lineage: Eukaryota; Metazoa; Chordata; Mammalia; Rodentia; Chinchillidae
Product: olfactory receptor 7D4-like
Exons: 2
Coding region: 1-954 (317 amino acids)
Biological process (GO): G protein-coupled receptor signaling pathway
Cellular component (GO): membrane
Molecular function (GO): G protein-coupled receptor activity; olfactory receptor activity
Source: RefSeq, a predicted model, not a curated record
AUGCAAGCGACAAACCACACCAGGCUGUCACAGUUCCUGCUGUUGGGCCUCUCAGAGGAUCCAGAUGUUCAGUCCAUUCUCUUUGGACUGUUCCUGUCCAUGUACCUGGUUACAGUACUUGGGAACCUGCUCAUCAUCUUGGCUGCCACCUCUGAUUCCCACCUCCACACCCCCAUGUACUUCUUCCUCUGUAAUCUGUCCUUUGUUGACAUUGGCUUCAUCUCCACCACAGUCCCAAAGAUGCUGUUGAACAUUCAGGAACAGAAAAAAGACAUCUCUUAUUUAGAGUGCAUCACUCAAGCAUACUUUUUUAUGAUUUUUUUUGGAGUGGAUGAUUUCCUACUGACAGUGAUGGCUUAUGACCGCUAUGUGGCCAUCUGUUAUCCCCUGAAAUACACACUCAUCAUGAACUCUCGGUUCUGUGGCCUCCUCGUUCUAAUGUCCUGGUUCAUCAUCUUAUGGGUAGCUCUGAUUCAUAUUCUCAUGCUGAUGCAACUCACCUUCUCUAUGGACACUGUUAUCCCUCAUUUCUUCUGUGAACUGCCUCAGGUUCUCAAGGUGGCCAGCUCUGAUGCCCUAAUCAAUAACAUCUUUCUAAAUGUGCUAGCUGUCCUACUGGGUGUAUUUCCUGUCUCUGGGAUCAUCUUCUCUUACUCUCAGAUUGUCUCUUCUUUAAUGAAGAUGUCCUCCACUGCAAGCAGGUAUAAAGCAUUUUCCACCUGUGGGUCUCACCUCUGUGUGGUCUCCUUGUUCUAUGGAACAGGACUUGGUGUGUACCUCAGCUCUGCUGUAACCCAGUCUUCCAAGGAAAACUCAUUGGCCUCUGUGAUGUACACUGUAGUGACCCCCAUGCUGAACCCUUUCAUCUAUAGCCUGAGGAACAAGGAUGUGAAGGAGGCCCUGGGCAGACUCCUCAGCAGAGUCAAAAGGAAUCAGAGUGUGGAAGGGAAGUAA